UGGAAGAGUUUAUCUAACAUUUUGGCUUUAGAAAUCAACCAUGCAGCCUAUCACCAUCAAUUUCAAUCAAUAUUGUUCAAAUGACUCAGGAAUGAGGCAAAGCUCUAUGGGAUGACAUGGCAGCCAUCUCUAUGGAGGAGUCAACCCCUCAGCUACUUCUUUCUCUAUGCCAAUGAGAUUGCUUGAAAUGCCACCGAUUGAAGCUUACUUAAGCUUCAUUAAUGGUUUGGAAUCGCUCAAUAAUAGAGCAAGUUUCGUGCCGGUUCUUGAUUCUCCCACCCCUCCAGCAGGAAAUCAAGCUAAAUGCCAGCUCAAGCCACUCAAUACUCUUUGUGAGUCUCUGAACAAUGAAGAUAUCCCAAAAUUUACUGCUAAUAGUACUGAAUGCAUUUCUGAAGCUGGCAGCUCCAAAGGGCAAUCCAGUAAGUUUGUCGAGAAAAAGGAAAAAUCUAAACCGACAAGUCAUCGGGAAGGACUUCUGACCAAUGAGACCCCUGAUAUUCUAAAGAAAUAUAAAUAUGAAUUCAGUUAUGUAUCAAGCUGAGGUCCAAACAGGAAGAAGAGAAUCAUUCAUUGUGGAUAUGCAGGAUGCUCUAAGACCUUCAUUAAAGCUUGGAACUUCGUCGAUCAUGCUCGUAUGCAUCUAGGAGAGAGGCCAUUUGCUUGCCAGCUAUGCGCUUCUCGGUUUACCCAGAAAGGUAAUCUGAAGAAGCAUAUGAAGAAGCAUUUGCAAGCUGAGGAAGAAGAGAGAGCUUCCAAAUAACCUUAAUUUAUCUCUUUUAAACUUUGACAAUAUCUGAUAUUUUCAUUUUAUUUCAGUCUUAAAUUAACCUGUUCGAGAUAAGAUUUUCUUGGAAUUAUUAUAAGAACCUUGAACAUCGGGAAGAACUUCUGACGUAGUUGGUCAGAAGUCCUUCCCUAUCACGGAAAGGCACUCAAAUUAUUUUAUAGAACUUCAUUUUAGGUAAUUUAAGAGACAUAUCCUGAAAAAUUUCCAGUAUUUUAAGGGGAAUUUUAUGCACGGCCAGUGUUUAUUAUAAUAAGUCCCAUCUGUUGCAUUAGUAGGACACUGGCUCACAAGACAGUUAUGAAGUGUCUCCAAGUCGGUCCUUCUGGGAAAAGGUCAGCAACGUAUGAAAAUGGAUCUCAGCAAUGACUUCGAGCAGAAGACCUUAAGUAAAUUGUUAAACCGACUUCAGAAAGGUUUGAAUUAAUUAUGAAUUAUAUACAAUACAAAUUUGCUAACGUUAGGCCGAACGUUCGGAGCAAAAUGUUGGUCACCAGGAAAGAGUCAUGGUCUAUAAUAAUUACAAAAUUAGCCUAUUAGCAAUGCUUAUAUCUCUAGCUAUCUUUAGUUUUAUAUCGAGUUUCCUAUUUUGUCAUAAAUUAUGAAUUUUCUGAGAACAGCAUAUGAAUCUUAUUAAAGCUGAAAAGAGAGUUCUAAUGGUUAAUAUUUUCGCGGUUAGACAGCCAUUGCAUUUGUUCGAUCAAAUUAGCAUAAAAUCUCUACCUUUAAAUCAGGUUUUCAGGUGAUAACAAAGAAAUAUAACUCGACCCUUAGUUUAUUAGCCUGAAUCCGUGCUCAGAGAGAUAGAAGAGGUCUUUACCAACUUUAUGUUUAAAAAUGGUUUAAUUAAGAAUAAUCGAAGUUGAUAAGACCUUUAUAGCAAGAAAUAAAAUAUUGGGGGAAACAGUUUAGGGGUUUUGUUUGAAAAUAUUAAGUUAGGAUCAGGGGCCACUGGUUUUAGGUGAUUUUUAUAUCUUCUGAGAGGUUCGGAGGUGACAAAUUAGCAAAAAAUUGCUUGCUAAUGGCUCUUGAUGAAGUGAAGAAGAAGCCUCAUGAAAACCUCUAUUUUAAUAACAAGUUCACCUAAUAAUUUUAGUAUCGGCCUGUGAUAAUAUUUAUUCUAAAAUUACUAGUUUGAUAAAUUUGUAAUUUAUUUGAGUCCCAAAAGGCUCUUAUAACUCCCAAGUCUUUAAAUCUCAGAAUUUUCAGAAAUAUCUAGUAUGAGGCUCUAUAAAAUCAGUACUUUACAAUACUAAAUUGCCACAAUUUUCAUAUAAUAAUUUUCGCUAAGAGAAAUCAAGGGUAAUCCUGCUAGCUCAAAAGAUGGGUAAUAAACCCUUCAGAAGUCGUUUUACUCUCUAAAACAGAUAAAUUCUUCUAAAUUUGCGGCAAUUAAUAAUUUCAGCUAUCCCAGAAUGGUGUCCGGACUGGUCAGGUGUGAGCAUGGGUUCAUAGGCUACCAUCUAUCCUCGAGUCACCAGGAAAAAAUGAGCAACUUUUAAUGAAGUGCUAAUA
Molecule: messenger RNA, 2302 nt
Organism: Moneuplotes crassus
Lineage: Eukaryota; Ciliophora; Spirotrichea; Euplotida; Euplotidae
Source: the annotation of a GenBank genome assembly